GGCCUUGGUCAUAUAGGCAGGCAGAGAGCCCCUGCCAUAAUUGUCAGAGCCGGGGUCGGCACCGAUCAUCAGGGCACUGAUGAUCGGUGCCCAGCAGUGCCCCCCACCAGUUCCACCCACCUGUGCCCAGCAGUGCCACCCACCUGUGUCCACCAGUGCCACCCACCAGUGCCCAUCAGUGCAGCCCAGCAGUGCUGCCAGUCAGUGCCUCCCAGCAGUGCCGCCAGUCAGUGCCCAGCAAUGCCGCCAGUCAGUGCCGCCU
Messenger RNA from Staurois parvus, 262 nucleotides. The record is from the annotation of a GenBank genome assembly. Lineage: Eukaryota; Metazoa; Chordata; Amphibia; Anura; Ranidae.